Molecule: messenger RNA, 1641 nt
Organism: Fusarium musae
Lineage: Eukaryota; Fungi; Ascomycota; Sordariomycetes; Hypocreales; Nectriaceae
Exons: 3
Coding region: 1-1641 (546 amino acids)
Biological process (GO): transmembrane transport; carbohydrate transport
Cellular component (GO): membrane
Molecular function (GO): carbohydrate:proton symporter activity
Source: RefSeq, a predicted model, not a curated record
AUGGCGAGACCAAACAUGAUCAAGGCCACAAGACGGGCCAUCAAAGAUAGUCCCAAGGAGAUCUUCAACUGGUAUCUCCUCAUGUGCACCUGCAUCUGGAGUUUCUCUGGUGUCGCCAAGGGUUUCGAUGAAGGAAACAUCGCCUCCCUCGUCAUCAUGGAGGUUUUCAAAGAGCGCUUCGGAAUCGACGACCAGACUGAUCAUCAAUAUGCAAACACAAAAGGCUGGAUCGUGGCUAUCGCUACGGCUGGUGCAGUCUUUGGAUGUUUGGGUUGUGUUUGGCUCACUCAGCGACUUGGCCGAACGCGUACCUUUCAGUUUUUCACUGUUGUUUACAUGGCUGGUAUCUUUGGUCAGACGUUUAGUAGUGGGAAUCUUGGUGCUCUUUAUGCCACCCGUGUCAUUGCUGGUAUUGGUAUUGGCGCGACGACUGUUUUGCCUUCGGUCUACAUCGCAGAGAUUUCGCCCCAACCUAUCCGCGGUCUCUUGACCCUCCAAUACACCUGCUGCCAGCAACUCGGCGUCGUCUUCGGCUUUUUCUUCAACUACGGCGUCACCAAAUACCACGCCGGCACAAACCUCCAAUGGCAGCUCCCAACCGCACUUCAGCUCAUCCCCGCUCUCAUCUGGGGUGUCGGCACGUUCUUCACUCCCGAGACUCCCCGCUUCUUGCUCAGCCAGAACAAGAGAACAGAGGCACUUGCUACGCUUUCUCGGUUCCGAGGACUUCCAGAGGAUCAUCCUCAUGUGCAAUCUGAGUUUCAGGGUAUUGAGAGCCAGUUGAACCAUGAGAUUGAGAUCGUUUCUGGCGCCAAUACUUGGGACUUGAUCAAGGAGACAUUCACGGAUCUGUCUAACCGACGACGAUUUGUUCUCAUGUUUGCUUGCCAUGUCUUUGGACAGUGGUCCGGUGCCAAUGCCAUCACUCAGUACAGCCCUACCAUCUUUGGAUAUCUUGGCAUUGAGGGCACAGAAGCUCGUUUCUUGGCUACUGGUUGCUACGCCAUCUUGAAGUUUGUGUCGGUCCUCAUUUUCUCCGUGUUUGUCAUCGACUUCAUCGGCCGACGUCGAUCUCUCAUGACUGGAAUCACCAUGCAGAUCUUUACUCUAGCUUUUGUUGGAGCUUACCUCAAGGUCACCAAUGGCUGGACUCCCGAGAAGAUUGAGGCAAGCUCGUCUGCCAUGGCAGCUAGUCGCGCAGCUAUUGCAGCCAUCUACAUCCAUGCCAUCGCUUGGUCCAUCGGCUGGUUCUCCAUUCCCUACCUCGUCUCAGCCGAAGUCUUUCCUCUCAGAAUUCGUUCCAUCAACGUUUCCAUCCUCAUGGCUGUUCACUGGGCCAUGUACUUUGGCUGCUCACGUGCCAUGCCUUCUCUCUUGGCAGCGACUCAGCGUUAUGGUGCUUUCAUGUUCUUCCUUAGCAUUUGCACUAUUUCUCUUGUUUAUGUUUACUUUGCGAUGCCUGAGACCUCUGGUCGAUCUUUGGAGAGCAUGGAUAAGUUGUUUGAGAGACCCUGGUACACGGUGCACAAGAUUGCCUACCCUACUGCUGAUGACUUGAAGCCUGCGGCUCGCGAGAUCCUGGAACCUGAGAUGAAAGAUCAAGAGUCUGUGGUCUCAAAACAUGUUGAGAACAGAUAUUGA